Molecule: messenger RNA, 267 nt
Organism: Iphiclides podalirius (scarce swallowtail)
Lineage: Eukaryota; Metazoa; Arthropoda; Insecta; Lepidoptera; Papilionidae
Source: the annotation of a GenBank genome assembly
AUGGUGUUUCGUCUGGUGAGCGAGGUAUCCAGGCACACCUCGGGGCUUGAAGAUGUCCAUGGAGCGACGGUACUCACUCAAAUACCACCCGGAACCGCCAAACUGUGCUCCCUUACCAAUAAUUACCUUAAUGCCAGAGAACGGUCAGUGAUCCCUAAUCCUAAGCGCUCCGACUUCGCAGAAAAAGGGCUCUCGGGCGGGCUUAUGCCGGGCGCGUUUCAAAUUGAUUUAUACCCGACGAUGAGCAGAUCGGAGUUCUCGCAAAAC